UUCGCCCGCGGACAGUUUUUUAGCCGGGGUCUUGUUGUGUAGUGCUGGUUUAAAACAUUAAAAUUUGGUUUGUUGGUUUAUAUUAUCACUCCUAGACAGAUAUGGAGGCAUCAUUAGCAGCCAAUAUCAUCAGUUUUCUUGGCAAAACAGGUGGAAGAGACAAACUGUACAGGACUUGUCAGUAUGGAAGCAGAUUUGUGUGGUGGUGUGUACAGGAAAGCAAACGUGAUCCAGAAUUGGUGAAGAAGCUGAAGGGUUUAGACUCCCAUCUGAGCACCAGUAGGAAAUUACUCAGAAUUGGAAAAAGUGUUGAGUUUCUACGGGCAGCACAGAAAUCCAUCCAUCGGUCAGACCCCUUUCUCCAGUUCACUAUCACCUUAGCCAAUAUCAACAAGGCCUCCUAUCUACUAAUUGACCACCUCUUGUGGAUGCAUCGGAUAGGUCUAGUCAAAGUCAAUAGUACGUACUACGGUCAUCUAUCAAGUCGAUUCUGGUUGGCCACUCUGCUGCUCAGCCUAAGCACAGACCUAUAUGCCAUACUUGGUGUCCUUGGUACUCUCCUUCAGACUGAUACAACAAAGGUGUCUUUGGACUCUGAGAAAGCCGUGAAGCAGUAUUCCAAUGGCUCUGCCUCAGGGGCAAUUCCCAGUCACGAGACCAAUGGCCACAGAAACCACACGAUGCAUAGGACCUCACUAAAGCAGGUUUUGAUGACACUAUUCCGGUAUCACCUAGGACUCAUUUUGGACACUCUCAAGAACUUAGCAGACUUGUUCCUGCCAUUAUCCUAUCUCGGUCAUAUCAAUAUAUCAUCAGGAUUACAAGGUCUCCUUGGUUUAAUAAGUUCUAUAAUUGGAGUGUUAACUGUAUGGGAUACCAAAUAUCGAUUGGCAAUAUGAACACAUCUCACAGUAUGCUGGGCUCGACACAAGAUUUGUGUAUCUGUAGUAAAGUUAUUCCAACCUGUAUAA
Molecule: messenger RNA, 971 nt
Organism: Lytechinus variegatus (green sea urchin)
Lineage: Eukaryota; Metazoa; Echinodermata; Echinoidea; Temnopleuroida; Toxopneustidae
Product: peroxisomal membrane protein 11B-like
Exons: 4
Coding region: 102-899 (265 amino acids)
Biological process (GO): peroxisome fission; regulation of peroxisome size
Cellular component (GO): peroxisomal membrane
Source: RefSeq, a predicted model, not a curated record